Molecule: messenger RNA, 762 nt
Organism: Babesia bovis T2Bo
Lineage: Eukaryota; Apicomplexa; Aconoidasida; Piroplasmida; Babesiidae
Exons: 1
Coding region: 322-486 (54 amino acids)
Source: RefSeq, a predicted model, not a curated record
GACUUAUAUUAGAAAAUUUUAUGGAAGAUCAAUAGCAAAGUUACUCAAUGUUUCAUACAAGUUUAGUGGCACUUUUGCUGAAAGUUUAGUAUAAAAGUAGUAGCUGUUCAGGGUAGCCACAGUAGGGUACCGAGGUCAUAAGGGCACUGAUAGACCAGUUGGCACAGGGACUACAGAAGUGGGUUGGGUGGCAGGAAGGGGAUACGUGUUGUCUGAAGGGAAAAGGAGGGGCAGAAAGUAAGGGUAUAGGAAAGACGUGUGAGUGUAGUAGUACUGGUGGUGGUACCGGGUGUUGUUCCGGUGCUAGAGGUACUACUUGUCAUGACUGUGGCAAGUGUGGUACAGUUGCCAAGGGUGCCGGUACAAAGUGCUACCUUUCGGCCUAUUGCAAACCCACUAGUGCUCCUCCUCCCACUGGAGACUACUACUGGCCCACCAUCUCCACUGACUCCACUAAGGUCCACCUCCUGGCCCGUAUUUUCCUAGGGUCAGUAUGUCUCAUCUGGAGUGGACUCAGUCAGUUGGGAUGGUUGACCAAGGGUGGGAGUGGUAGUGGCAAUGAGACGAGGUGGAAGGAAGGAAUGUUAAGUAAAGAGGGUGAUGGUCUCGGCUCAUUCAUGGCGGCCAUGGGCUAUAACCUGGAGAGGUUGAAUCAGGGUCAAGGUAAGUACUGCCUAGGGUAGUGAUGCUAUUAAUGCAUGUAAGGAGAUCAGCAGUUUAUUGCUUGUGAUGGCAAUUAUGUGAUACUAUAGAGUACUACUA